ACGGUGCUGCCAUGGCCUUCCCGGAGCCCAAGGCGCGGGCUCCCGAGCUGCCGCGGAAGCUCGUCCGGACGGUGGCCUGUGGCCAGGGCGCGGUGCGCGCCGUGCGCUUGAACGUGGACGGCCACUACUGCCUGACGUGCGGCAGCGACAAGACCCUCAAACUCUGGAACCCGCUCCGGGGGACGCUGCUGCGCACCUACAGCGGCCACGGCUACGAGGUGCUGGACGCGGCCGGCUCAUUCGACAACAGCCGCCUGUGCUCGGGUGGCGGUGACAAGGUGGUGGUGCUGUGGGAUGUGGCCUCCGGGCAGGUGGUGCGCAAAUUCCGAGGCCACGCGGGGAAGGUGAACACGGUGCAGUUUAACGAGGAGGCCACGGUCAUCCUGUCGGGCUCCAUUGACUCUAGCAUCCGUUGCUGGGACUGCCGUUCGAGAAAGCCAGAGCCCGUGCAGACGCUGGGUGAGGCCAAGGACAGCGUGUCCAGCGUGAAGGUGUCAGAUCAUGAGGUCCUGGCGGGCUCCGUGGAUGGCCGCGUGAGGCGCUAUGACCUGCGGAUGGGACAGCUCUUCUCCGACUACGUGGGCAGCCCCAUCACCUGCACCUGCUUCAGCCGCGACGGGCAGUGCACGCUGGUGUCCAGCCUGGACUCCACGCUGCGGCUCCUGGACAAGGACACUGGGGAGCUGCUAGGCGAGUACACAGGCCACAAGAACAAGGAGUACAAACUGGACUGUUGCCUGAGCGAGCGGGACACGCACGUGGUCAGCUGCUCGGAGGAUGGGAAGGUGUUCUUCUGGGACCUGGUGGAGGGCGCCUUGGCACUGGCCCUGACUGUGGGGCCCGGCGUGGUGCAAUCGCUGGCCUACCACCCCACGGAGCCCUGCCUGCUGACGGCCGUGGGGGGCAGUAUCCAGUACUGGCGGGAAGAGGACUACGAGGCCGAGGGCGGCCCCGGCUGAGGCACGGCCCACCCAAGGACCAGGCCCCACUCAGGAGGACCAUGACACUGUUUACUGCUCCGAUGCUGCUGCUGCUGGGGGGCGGGGAGGGGGCUGGGGCUACGGACCAAUAAAGACAGGUGGAGGGCAACU
Molecule: messenger RNA, 1091 nt
Organism: Ochotona princeps (American pika)
Lineage: Eukaryota; Metazoa; Chordata; Mammalia; Lagomorpha; Ochotonidae
Gene: WDR83
Product: WD repeat domain 83
Exons: 9
Coding region: 12-959 (315 amino acids)
Biological process (GO): mRNA splicing, via spliceosome
Cellular component (GO): catalytic step 2 spliceosome
Molecular function (GO): protein binding
Source: RefSeq, a predicted model, not a curated record